Messenger RNA from Psilocybe cubensis, 591 nucleotides. RefSeq lists its product as uncharacterized. The record is from RefSeq and is a predicted model, not a curated record. NCBI's taxonomy places the organism in Eukaryota, Fungi, Basidiomycota, Agaricomycetes, Agaricales, Agrocybaceae. The coding region runs from base 1 to 591 and encodes 196 amino acids. The transcript is spliced from 4 exons.
AUGUCUUCCACCUCCGUCCCCCUAUCUCGCACCCUCCUCCUCACCGUGACCUGGUGUAUCGCUGUUGUUGCAUCGUCUGUUGGUCUGAAUGCUUUGAUCAAGUCCAACCAAGAUAAAUCUCGGUUGAAGAAGCUCGCUCCCCCUCCUUCCGUUGUAGAGAUUAACACCGACUCCAUAUACAAUGCCGGAAUCGUAGCGACCACAGCAUCCCUGCUCAUCGCUGUUAUCCUCUCAAAAUUGAUCAUCGCCCCCUACCUCCCCUUUACCAAAUCAUUUGCAGCGAGAACUCUGCGAGCUCAGUCGAUUAUCCUCGGCCUUGCCUCAUUAUUCCUGCUCGGAAGUCUUAUUCCCUUUGUUGUCUUCUUUGCUACUGGCGAAGCCGAUGUGAAAGCCUUCAUUGGAUCCGUGCAACUUCCCGACUCUGCCGUCAAGGCUGUUGAAGCUAAUUCAGGAUCGACGAGAGUUUACAAGAUAUCGGAUAUCAAGCAGAACGCUGUCGCUGUUACCGAGCAAGAACCUUCAAGCCCUUCAAAGGCUUCCAUGAACGAGAAGGAGACCAUUUCGGAGAACGAGAAGUCGAGCGCCGUAUAA